Molecule: messenger RNA, 2479 nt
Organism: Saccoglossus kowalevskii
Lineage: Eukaryota; Metazoa; Hemichordata; Enteropneusta; Harrimaniidae
Product: frizzled-4
Biological process (GO): non-canonical Wnt signaling pathway; canonical Wnt signaling pathway
Cellular component (GO): plasma membrane
Molecular function (GO): Wnt-protein binding; Wnt receptor activity
Source: RefSeq, a predicted model, not a curated record
GUGCUGCAGUGCCAAUGGUGAACCGGUGAGUGUGGACCCCUAAUAUACUAGAGAUCAGGUCAACGUUACAGGGCUACAGUUCACAUAUCAACUGACGUUCACAAAACCCCUACAAGGAUGGGGGUCAUCUCUGUUUACGUUGUACGUCUAACGUGCUACAUGCUAGUAUUAGUAAUGAACUCGCCUCCAUCUACCUACUCGCAGAAUUUAGACAUGGAACUGGAACUUAACCAGCCUCACUGUGAACCCAUCAAGAUAUCAAUGUGCAAGGAUCUGGGCUACAAUAUCACACAGAUGCCCAAUUUAGUUGGACACGAACUACAGCAGGACGCUGAACUCCAGCUCCAAACCUUUACACCGUUGGUACAAUACGGCUGUUCUGAACAACUUCAUUUCUUUCUUUGUUCGGUCUACGUCCCAAUGUGCGACGAGAAAGUACUUACGCCGAUCGGAGCCUGCAGACCUAUGUGUGAGCUUGUGAAAUCGCAAUGUGAACCGGUAUUAAACGAGUUCGGUUUCCCCUGGCCGGCCGCUCUCAACUGUUCCAAGUUUCCAGCACGGAAUGACCAGGACAGUAUGUGCAUGGAAGGACCAGGAGUGGGGCCAACGGGGAAUCCACCAGUCGGACAUAUAACUUCAAACCACGUGUACUAUGAAACAGACGAAUCUGGAUUACAUCCCGGUAAAAAUUGUGAGGAUAUGGGGAGUCCUGAAAGUUAUUACUACGUUAAACGAUCCGAGAAAUGUGCCUUAAUUUGUGACAAGGACCACGUCUUUAUGCAAGAUGAAAAACAGUUCGCCGAUAUUUGGAUGGCUGUAUGGGCUGGCUUGUGUUUUGUAUCAACCGCUAUUACUGUGUUAACAUUUUUAAUCGACUCAGCCAGGUUUAAGUAUCCAGAGAGACCAAUUAUAUUUUUAUCUAUGUGUUAUAAUAUUUAUAGUAUUGCCUACAUCAUCCGACUUAUCGCCGGAAAGCCAGUUAUCGCCUGUGAUGACGAUGGCGUACAGAAGUUCCUCAUAUUGGAAGGCCUCGAAAAUACAGGCUGUGCCAUAGUGUUUCUACUACUUUAUUUCUUCGGUAUGGCCAGUUCCAUUUGGUGGGUGAUUUUGGCAUUUACGUGGUUCUUGGCGGCCGGACUCAAAUGGGGACAUGAGGCGAUUGAAAUGCACAGCAGUUAUUUCCAUCUCGCUGCCUGGGCAAUCCCCGCUGUCAAAACUAUUAUAAUCUUGGUUAUGCGGGUUGUAGACGCCGACGAACUUACGGGACUUUGCUAUGUGGGCAACCAAAACUUAGAUGCACUGACAGGGUUUGUCUUAGCGCCUUUGUUUACAUAUCUCGCUAUCGGUACGCUGUUCCUCUUUGCUGGCUUUGUUUCCCUCUUCAAGAUAAGAAACAUAAUGCAAAAGGAUGGUACAAAAACUGAUAAAUUAGAAAGACUGAUGGUAAAAAUUGGCGUGUUCUCAGUACUUUAUACAGUGCCUGCCACUAUCGUUAUAGCAUGUUAUUUUUACGAACAUUCGAACAGACAAGCUUGGCUCCAUGAUGAGGUGAGACCGAAUAUUGAAGUGUUCAUGGUUAAGAUGUUCAUGCUUUUAGUCAUAGGCAUCACAAGCGGUAUGUGGAUAUGGUCAUCAAAAACUUUAUCGUCGUGGAGAAAGUUUUCGCAGAGGAUUCUGCCACAUGCUAAGUCCAAAUACGAGAUCAGAGCCAACGGGGUCCAUAGGGGAAAUGAGACUGCUGUGUGAACAAUAUUGUUAACAGUUAAACUAGUUAGCGAGCUGAUGGAAACAUUCAAACACUAUGAAAAAAAUUGAAUGAGUAAAGUGAAAACCUAGGUGCUUUGUUUGCAUAGGCUGUAGAUAGAACACGGCGUUUUGUCAGGUGACCAACAAAGUAAUUAUCACCUACAAAUUGUCACUUGUUUGCGAAUUGUCUUUUGGCACAUUCGGCAAACAAUUGGGCGGCCUAAUUGUGUUUGGUCUGGAUCGGUCAUAAGUGUCAAACUCAGACCCCCCCCCGUAUGUCACAAAUGACCUAAAACGUCAACACUAAAACCGACUAAAGCAAAGUGAAUUUAACCAUUGCGGAGCCAACAGCUGGGAACUUUUGAGUCGAAUAGAUUAGAGACGGAUUAUAGACAACCUAUUCACCAACGCGUUGAGAUCUUUCCAUUUUAAUUAUAUCAUAUGGGUCCCAUUCCAAAAUUUCACUCGUCUAUUAUGGAAUAAUCGAAACGUAACGACAAAUAAGAACGAACCAUGUUUGUACAUUUCAAGAGGGGUGCAAGGUACAAUUGUCUACCUACUAGCUAGAAGCAACAACUGAACACCUAUAACAAGAGAAUAUAUUAUUUUUGUUGGAAGAACACUACAUUUUUUAUGAGUCGUUUCUUCGAGAGUUAUCUUUUUACGUGAAUGUAAAGAGUCCUAAUUAUAAGUGUAUCUAUGUAUAUUAAAAUACAGUAACAUUUUACUAUUU